AUGGUGCUACACCCGCAGGGAAUAAAGGAAAUCGACUCCGCGAUUCUUGAGCAAAAAGCAUCGAGCAAUGUAGACGUGGUGUUUCGGUUUCACGCGCUUAGCAAAAAGCUAAAGCUAAAAAUCAAUAGGUUAGAUGCCUCAAGCCAUCUUGUGAAGAAAUACAAGUCUAUAAUAGGCAAAAUCAGGAAAAUAAUUGAUCGCAUUAUUGCGCAAAGCUUGGGAGACGACGAACAAUUCUCCGAAGAUACAUCGGAGCUCAAAUACGAAUUCAUCGGGGAUUCACAACUUAAAAUUAACGACGAGAUUAUUGAAAUAUCAGAAGAUGAAUCGAGUGAAGCGCCCAAUGGCGGCCCUGAAUCCGAAUUUAAGUACAUUCAUCUCAAUGACCAAGCGGCAUGUCAAAUAUCGGAAACCAUUUUUGCGCCAGUUACAAUAUUCGAUCGACUUUAUAUCCAUCAAAAGAAAGGUUUGAAAUGGUUGGCUGGGCUUCAUCAUCGUGGACACGGUGGUAUAUUGGCCGAUGAAAUGGGAUUGGGGAAAACUAUCACAAUUCUGUCCUUUUUCCAUGCACUAAUAUUCUCCAAGGAGUCCAAAAAGCUAGAUUUUGGGGGUGGAUUACACGUCCUAGUAGUGUGUCCCACUACUCUGAUUUCUCAGUGGAAAGAUGAAAUGGAUAAAUGGACUCCGCUUUUGAAGCCUGUGGUAUUUCAUGGUGCAUUUGGAUCCUUCGGCAAACGAGCAAUUUUCGGGAAGUUCAAAAGAGUUAAAUACAAAGCCCUAAUAACGAGUUAUGAAACAUUGAGAGUCCACAUAGACACCAUCAACGCUUGUCAUUGGUCAUAUGUAGUCCUAGAUGAAGGGCAAAAAAUUAGAAAUCCAGAUGCAGCCAUAACGCUUGCAGUGAAGACACUCGGCACUCCACAUAGGAUACUGCUCUCCGGAUCGCCUAUACAAAACAAUCUGGUGGAAUUCUGGUCCCUGUUGGAUUUUGUUGCGCCUGGGCAUCUGGGUACACUUCCUUUGUUCACUGAACAGUUUGUGGAACCGAUUAUGAAAUCCACUGAUAUAUGCAGUAAUUCAACUGCAUAUAAUUGUGCUUUGCGUUUGAGAGAACUGGUCCAUCCCUUUAUUCAAAGGAACUUAAAAAGCGAAUUUACGGACUGUUUGAGGCUUCCGAAGAAAACGGAGCAUAUCAUCAUGUGCAAUUUGACAAGAGUGCAGUACCAGGUCUAUAUCGCACUUCUCAAAAAUGUUAUUAAUGUUCACUCGGUGGGUAAUUCCAACUUAGAAAUGGCUGUGAAAAGCUCCAUCAGUCGUAUGGGUGGUAACAUGAAAUCUAGCAGGUUCUUAGUAUUGCUAACAUUACUUCGAAAAGUGUGCAAUCAUCCUGAUCUCGUUUUAAAAGAGCACCCUAAAGACUUUGGUAACGUCGAAAGGUCUUCUAAGUUGAUGGUUGCACUAGAUAUAAUAUCCAACUGGGAAAUAAAUGGGCAUAAGAUUUUGGUUUUUUCACAGACAAUACAAAUGCUGAACAUUAUCUACGCCAACCUGACCACACGAUAUAGUGCCUGCAGAAUAGCUAGGAUUGAUGGUGACAUCUCGAUAAAGAAGCGUUCCGGUAUUUUAGAUUCUUUCGAAAAGGGAGAAGAUGUUUUUGUUUUGUUACUAACUACCCGAGUAGGAGGCGUGGGUCUAAAUCUUACAUGUGCGGAUCGUAUUCUAAUUUUUGAUCCAGACUGGAAUCCUAUGACUGAUUCACAGGCCAGAGAGAGGUCGUACAGAAUCGGUCAGAGCAGGGAUGUUGUUAUUUAUCGGCUGAUAUCGGCUCAUACUGUGGAAGAAAAAAUUUAUCACAGGCAGAUUUACAAGUUUUAUUUAAGCGAGCGCAUACUUACUGACCCACGUGUUAUGGGUUUUAGGUUUCUUCCUGCCUCAGAUCUCCUUUCUUUACCGCCCAAACCUGCAGGUCCAGGAGAUACCGAUGACUAUAUUAAUGAUGUAGAAAAACAACUGAAAUCUAUCGAUUUUGAGAUGGAAAUCAGACAACUUAACAACACUAAAGGGAUAUACCAACGUUCAAGCGAUGUAGCUAAAUGCGUGUCAGAAGAAAACCCCAUCCUGCAGUCAAUAUUCGCACAUCACGAAAUUGAAGGUGUAAUUAAGCAUGAUGACAUUGAACAUAGGAUUUAUGCCAAUGUUGAUCAAGAUUCGUCAGUGAUUGCAGAUAAGGCAAUACAACUCUUGAAGAGAUCGCUGAAGGAAAGAAGUGCGUAUGAUAUAUCGGUGCCAACAUGGACUGGCGAAAAUGGUCAAGCUGCAGCUCCAGUGACUUGCAAUAGGCGUAAGAUGUCGAAAGGUAACACAGAAAACAGUAUUGCUGUGUUACAAAAUCUAAGAAGGAAGACUCACGAUCAUUACACUGGGGGGAUACGCAAGGAUAUGUGCUCCAUGGUUAAAAUAAUUUUAGAUUACUUCAGACGUGCACCAAAACUAGAAGUUCCAACAGGAGAGGUUUGUUAA
Babesia ovata is the source of this 2520-nucleotide messenger RNA. Its product is annotated as SWI2 SNF2-containing RAD26. Gene Ontology annotation, cellular component: nucleus. Lineage: Eukaryota; Apicomplexa; Aconoidasida; Piroplasmida; Babesiidae. The transcript is spliced from 3 exons. Gene Ontology annotation, molecular function: ATP-dependent chromatin remodeler activity; ATP binding. Gene Ontology annotation, biological process: transcription-coupled nucleotide-excision repair. The record is from RefSeq and is a predicted model, not a curated record. Bases 1 to 2520 code for a protein of 839 amino acids.